CUGUUUCUGUUGUCGGUCUGUCUGUCCCUAUUCCUUCUAUAUACAUAUUUGCACUAUUUUUCUUUCCUCCACCACGGAACGAAUGUCGGAACCAUUAAACCCUUCUUCUUCUUCCCUAUUAUAUAUCCCCUAAAUUCUCUCUCUGUUUCCCUCAUUUGCCCUUUUUUUUCCUCUUUUAACGUUCUAAUUAAAAUUAAAAUUUCGAGAGAAUUUUCAGACCACAUGGGAGCUUGUGCGACCAAGCCUAAGGUGUUAAAGGACGAUGCUCAAGCUCCGGAGCCGGAGUCGGCGCCUGAGCCGAGUAGUGAUCAGAAGGCGCUAGAGACGGCGGUUCCCGGUGAUCAGCCUGUAGUUGCAGAGCAAGAAAAAGAAAAAAAGGUUAUUGAAAGUGAAGGUGACAAUGAUAAGGUCAAGGAGAUUGUUCUCGAUGAUGAUGACAGAGUGGAUGAUCAAAGUAGUAAACGGCGAUCUCUGAGUCACUUGUUCAAGGAGAAUGAAGAAGGAAAGAAGUCAUCAGAGGAUGAGAAGGCACCAGAAGGAUCACUGAUACCUAAAGAAUCAUCAGAGACCCAAAAACCUAAAGAGAUAAUAGUUCAAGAAGAAUCAUUGACCUCAACUCCUAUGGAGCCAGUGACACUUCUUGUUUCAUUAUCAGAGACUGAAAAACCUAAAGAACCAAUAGUUCAAGAACAAUCAGCCACAUCAACUUCUCCUGAGCAAGAGAAAUUUGAAGCAUCAUCGGAGACUGAAAAACAUAAAGAACCAAUAGUUCAGGAACUAUCAGUGACCUCGACUUCAACAGAGCCAGAGACUGAAAAACAUAAAGAAACAGUAGUUCCGGUGAUCUCAACUCCUAGAGAGUCAGGUACAGUGCUUGAACCAUCAUCAACCCAAGAAUCUGUGGAGCCAGUGAAGCAAGAACGCAUUGGUGAAACAAUAUCAGAGACUGAAAAACCAAAGGAAUCCUUAAAACAAGAACCGUUAUCAACUGAAAAACUUUUGGAGCCAGAGAAACAAGAGACUGAAAAACUUGUGGAGCCAGCAAAACAAGAACCGUUAGUGACUGAAAACUCUGCAGAGGUUUUAGUCAAAAAAUCCGAAAUCCCAGUUGAACCAACUCCAUCUUGGGCUGUUGAUGCUGCUUCUAUAAAGGUAGAGAAGGUAAUUGAAGCCAUACCAGAAACUAAGUGAGGACAUUAGCCAAGAAUAUGAUUUUAUGAAAAUCUUUCUUAGAUUGAUAAUAGGCAACCAAAAACCAUUUACUUUAUUUGGGUUUUGUGAGUUUGUUUCAUAUAAAUUUUCUUCUUUUCGUUUGGGUUUGAUCGGUUUUGUGUCCUUGAGCAUUGAUGGAUUAUUGUUAGAUUACAAUAUAUAAGUGCGUAGAUUGUUCUAUAGCAGUAGUAAAACCUUUUUCUUUCUUUAUGAAAAAAAUUUUUCUA
Molecule: messenger RNA, 1439 nt
Organism: Jatropha curcas
Lineage: Eukaryota; Viridiplantae; Streptophyta; Magnoliopsida; Malpighiales; Euphorbiaceae
Source: RefSeq, a predicted model, not a curated record